CGAUUCUUUCCCUGUUUUUUGUCGUAGCCAGUCAGAUAAUCAAACAUCAAAAAAGUGUUUUCAAGUGAUUUAAACACGUCCUUUUUGUUUCUGUAAUAUUAUAUAACACAAGAAACAAAUAAGUGUAGUCUUUAUCCAUCGGGUGCAAUUGUGUUUCCAUAGAAAAAUAUAGAACACAACGUGUUGCUAGUUAGCUACGCAGCUGAUGCAGAUAGCGUCAUCGGCUGUGUGCUAAAUUACUCCCUACUCCCUACUCCUUAUGUAGUGUAACAAUGGCUUCCGUAGCAUAUCUAGGGCACUUGAUAUCUAUAUUAGAGUUAAAUCGGAUACAGCCGGUAUUCUUCAUGCUUGGGUGCUGUGUUUGUUUUAACAGACAGGAGAGUUUUUUGACGAUUUCUCACAACAGAUAAAUGAAAGAAAGCAUCGACAGUUGAGGAAAAAGCAACUCCCACUCCAAAACUAUCCAGUGAACUUGUCAUAAAUGUUUGAGAGACCUGAAUUUGUUUCAGAAUGUCAUCCACCUUUAAUAGUUAGUGUAGACACAGAAGUCUAAAAUCUGAUGAACGAUGUCAACCGAAGAUGCAGGGGAUCGUGGGAAAGAACGGGAACGGGGCGCCCGUCCCAAAGUGCGUCAGAGCCGGUCCGAGGAACGGCAGGACGGAGGGAGGCGGAAAGGAGGCAGGGGUAAACGGAAAGGUCGCUUGGCUCACGAAGCCAUAUCUGACCGGCCAGUCAGUGACGGCUUUGAAUACGGUGAUCUCUUAAAUGGGCUGGAACCCAGAAACGGAAGUUCUUCGUUCCGUGAGCGCCGGUGGCGUCAAGUCCUCAGCUCACCCGCAUCCUCGUUGACAGAGAAAGUAUCAGCCAGGAUAUCUCAAAACACUCCAAGCGAUGAUCAGACAGUGCCGGAGACCAGCAGCAAGUCUUCCAGUGGCAGUCGUACCCUCAGGCAGAAGAUUCAGGAUGCUGUAGGUCAGUGCUUUCCCAUCAAGACCCACAGUGGACCUUCCGCCUCAGAGCAGGGCAUCCCAGUAUCUCCUGUCCCAGCUUCUUCCCGGCGAAAGAUCCAUCUAAGUGAACUCAUGCUGGACAGCUGCCCAUUUCCACCUGGCUCAGAGCUUGCCCAGAAAUGGAACCUGAUCAAGCAGCAUACCGCUCCUAUUUCCCAACCACCCAUACUUGACACUCUUUCUGGCACUGGAGCGUCGAUGUCAGUGGGCACUAUUUCUGCAGCUACCGUAGUCGAGGAUGAGGAUGACCGCUUACGAGAGAGGCGGAGAAUCAGCAUCGAACAAGGUGUCGACCCGCCACCCAAUGCACAGAUCCAUACGUUUGAGGUGACUGCACAAAUCAACCCACUGUACAAGCUCGGGCCCAAGUUGGCACACGGAAUGAACGAGUUGGCUGGAGAUGACCGGGCCACUCUACAGCAACAGCAGCACAUGCUGCAGAGGCAACAGCAACACCACCAAAUGCUUCUCCAGAGCUGCUUGGACACCCUAGACGAGGUUGUCGCAUCUUCCUCGGGAUCUGCCCCAUCCUUCUCUACCGAAUCCCAUCCGGAUUCAGAUUCCUCCUCAUCAUCUCCGUGUUCCAUGACGAGAGGGUCUCUGGUAACAGCAGAGCACUUCAAACCUCCAGAUGGCCACCAUCGUGCCCACACACAGAUUGACUACAUCCACUGUUUGGUGCCUGAUCUCCUCCAGAUCACCAACCUGCCGUGUUACUGGGGGGUCAUGGAUCGCUAUGAGGCCGAGACACUCCUAGAAGGCAAGCCUGAAGGAACAUUCCUUCUUCGUGACUCAGCUCAAGAGGACUACUUGUUCUCUGUUAGCUUCCGGCGCUACGGACGGUCUCUGCAUGCCCGUAUCGAGCAGUGGAACCACAACUUCAGCUUUGAUGUACACGACCCCAGCGUGUUCCAUGCACCUACGGUCACAGGCUUGCUGGAACACUACAAGGACCCCAACUCAUGUAUGUUCUUUGAGCCGUUACUCUCAAACCCCAUCCAUCGCACUCGGCCAUUCAGCCUCCAGCACAUUUGUCGUGCCGUCAUCAGCAGCUGCACCACAUAUGAUGGCAUCAGUGCCCUGCCUAUCCCCAAUGCCCUCAAGGAGCACCUGAAGGAAUAUCAUUACAAGCAGAGGGUUCGUGUACGGAGACUUGACACUGGGUGGGAGGUGAAAACCUCGGUGUGUGAUUUUUGCUAACUUCUACCAUGGCCAGUAAAAACUGUCAGCUAAUUCAGCACUCCUAAUGCAAGCAUGCUAACUGCAAUGCGAGCAGGAAAAUCUUCCGUUUUAAAUGAAAGCAUUUAAAUUUCUUCAGUAUAAAACCAUGGUAAUCCUAGCUUGUAUGAACCACUGAUCCACAGAACCAAAUCAUUGUUAAUCUGACAAACACUGUACCACUUGAUUACUAAUUUAUACCACAUGCAGUGUAAACUAGCACUUUGUGGGUAGAAUCAAAACCCAAGUGUUCUAAUGCUAAUCCAGGGAAGAACUGCGAUAAACUUCAGAACCGCCACUAGCACUGACAAACUAGCAACUCCUAGCAUGCUAACGCAUGCUAACACUAACAACUGCACGACGUGGUUGCCAACCGAUACCAUGACAAGUUAAACUAUAGUGAUAGAGCUAGCAUGAAUCAACCAUUGCAUGUCAGUCUAGCACAUUAAAAUGCUAAGCUGUUUUAAUGACAACAUUGCAUUUCAACUGGCCUUGAAAUGAUAUUAUGAUGUUUCAGAGCUAUUUGUGCGUGCCUUGUGUAUAUAAGCAAAAUGUUACACUCAUGGGGUGGGGCAUGGAUAAACCCCUGUUAACCCUGGCUAGCAUGUUGCAGAUUGCUAUGAAAUAAACCAGUUAGCGUAUUCACACCAAUCAAAUGGCUUUGAAUUAUUGUUAACAUAAAAAGCUAGCUAACUAACCAAUAAACCUGUAAUUAAGUCCAGGUAGCCGAUUCUUUAGCUUACAGCUUUGGGUAAUUUGAUGGAUUUGGUAAAAUAAUUCAACUCAACACAUGUACCUAGAUUUCUAUCGGGUGAAAAAAAGGUUAUUUCAAGGAAUAUCCUAAAAAAAAAAAAAAAGUGCCACUUAUGUCCAAGGACCAGUGGUUUAUGUCUAGUAGUUUAAAAGCUUAAAUCACAAAGAGUAAUAUCAGAUUCUUAGUUGCUGUCGAUGUCCAAUGAGUAAUACCUUAAAGAAAAUCUUGUCUCAGAUUGCAAACGAUGACAAAAUACUUCACAUUAAAGCUUUGCCCCACCUCUAAACAGCAUCCCAUUGUAGAAUUGUGGGCAUGAGACAAUAUCUAUACAACAACCAAUUAUUUGUUACGUUUCACCUACCAGUUCCACAUACCGGCUCACGUUUAGCCCCUGAAUUUCUGUUACAUCAUGAAGUCAAUAUUCUGCAGAACAUUCCAGACCUGCUGAUAAAUCUUCAUAUUUUGUCCUGCUGUAACAAAACAUUCAGUUUGUUACAUCUUUCGAGGAUGAAUGUAGAACAUUUUAAAGAUAUUCAACUGUGGAUGAAUGAAGUUUACAACACAAGUUAAUGACUGUAGCAGUUUUGUACAAUUUCUAGAAGAAAGCAAAAGGAGUUGUGCUUCACCUUGAGGGCUAGUGCUGCCUUUACUUGCCUGGAACUCCAUAUUUGAAGGUUAUUGUAUGCACUAUUCCCUUACACAUGUCUCGGCAUAAAUAAAUAACCAGCAGCAUUGAUUAGACAUGUCUAGAAUAAUCAUACUGGGCUUGUUGGCAUCAUAAUUUUUGAUGUAUCCUAUGCCUGAUUAUUGGCACAUGCCUAGCAAGGGUUAAUAUGAUUAAUCUGAUAUAAUUAUUUAUUUAUGGAAAGCUUCCAAACCUGCUGUAUACACACACACACACACGCACACACACUGUACACACAAUGAGAUGCUCUCUUCAGAGUCUUAAGAACUGUAUAACAACUGUAUUUAUUGUUAGUGUUUUAUUCUUGUUUUGAAAUUGCCUGAAUUUUUAUUUUAUUUUUAUUUGGAUGGUGGCAGUUUGUGAUGAGAACAUUUCACUGCAAAACUUUCUAAAGCUUUGAGCUGCAUAUGUGAGCUUGCUAAAUGCAACAGCAUACAAAUGAAGUUUCAAGUUUGGUGCUCUGGGUUAAUAUCGUUUUUUGGGGUUUUUUUUAAUGCGCCUUCUGUUGAAUCCCCUGCACUAUCCAAAAUGUCUUGACUUUUUUUUUUAUUUGAAUGCAAUUUGCUACAUGACUAAUGGUUGAGACUCUUGAGUAAUGUAGACAUCGGCCGUCUCACACGCUUUGCAUCUUAAAAUGGUAAAAAGCAAAGAAAAAGGCAAUUAAAGCCCUUAAACUGGCGGCGAAAUAGAAUCUAAAACAGUUCGCUGGUAUGUAUUCAUUUAGCUAGUUAGCUCAUUUGCUAGGUGAAAGGUUUGGGAGAAAUCUGAGGGGGAAAAAAAUAGAUAGAUGUGCUCAAGCUUUUGGACUAGCUAGCUAACUGCCAACGUGUUGUCUCUAUAUUUCAAAGGCAAUUGAUUAAACUAUAACUUUUAGAAUAUUUAUAUAAUAUAGUUAGCUAUGCUAGCUAUUUGGCACCUCAUAUAGGUUUGCUAUGGUUUGUUUUUGAUUUUCGUAAUGAAUUUGAGUCAUACAAAGGAGCCAACGAAGGCGCAUCGAUCAACUGGAACACCAGUUAAAAAUAUUUAUUUUCUUAUUUAAAUGCUAUUUUAAUUUUGCUGUUUCACUUGCUUUCCAGUCCUUUGUGUUAUUUUGGGACCACAAUGAACAUCUGCUGAACAAAUAAACACACUAACUUUGAA
This is a messenger RNA of Tachysurus fulvidraco (yellow catfish), 4807 nucleotides long. RefSeq names its product suppressor of cytokine signaling 9 (gene socs9). Gene Ontology annotation, biological process: phosphatidylinositol phosphate biosynthetic process; intracellular signal transduction. Gene Ontology annotation, molecular function: 1-phosphatidylinositol-3-kinase regulator activity. The transcript is spliced from 2 exons. Gene Ontology annotation, cellular component: phosphatidylinositol 3-kinase complex. NCBI's taxonomy places the organism in Eukaryota, Metazoa, Chordata, Actinopteri, Siluriformes, Bagridae. Bases 567 to 2210 code for a protein of 547 amino acids. The record is from RefSeq and is a predicted model, not a curated record.